Thalassophryne amazonica is the source of this 1900-nucleotide messenger RNA. It is a transcript of the gene pknox2, whose product is annotated as pbx/knotted 1 homeobox 2. The transcript is spliced from 13 exons. The record is from RefSeq and is a predicted model, not a curated record. Gene Ontology annotation, molecular function: DNA-binding transcription factor activity, RNA polymerase II-specific; RNA polymerase II cis-regulatory region sequence-specific DNA binding. Bases 201 to 1709 code for a protein of 502 amino acids. Gene Ontology annotation, biological process: regulation of transcription by RNA polymerase II. NCBI's taxonomy places the organism in Eukaryota, Metazoa, Chordata, Actinopteri, Batrachoidiformes, Batrachoididae.
GGUGGGAGGGGCCUGGCAUGGCUGACGUCAGCGGCUGUGUGGAGGAGUAUAGGCUGUGCUGUCAGGCCAGUGUCAGUCUGAUGAAGAUUGGCAUGCAGGUUUUACGUGGAGAGCUGGAUACGGCAUCACAGAGCAGACAACCAAACCUCAACCUGCUGUGUUGCUGGGGAAUAACGAACUUCUCAAUGUGAAGCUAUCCCAUGAUGCAACAUGUGCCCCCAGCACCGGCAUUGACAAUGAUGGCCACCCAGAGUGUUCCUCCACCCUCGUACCAGGAGAGCCAACAGAUGACGGGCACCACUCAGCAGAACACCAAGACCCCACAGGUCCACAUCCCAGCAGCCUCUGCAGCAGGAAAUACCUCUGUCAGCGUGACCCUUGACCCCCAGGCCCAGUUAGAGUCUGACAAAAGGGCAGUUUAUAGUCAUUUUCAAAGACAUCCGUUGUUCCCCCUUCUGGCCUUGUUGUUCGAGAAGUGCGAGCAGGCCACACAGGGAUCCGAAUGCAUCACGUCAGCCAGCUUUGAUGUGGAUAUUGAAAACUUUGUGCACCAGCAGGAGCGAGACCACAAACCGUUUUUCAGCGAGGAUCCAGAGCUCGACAACUUGAUGGUCAAGGCCAUUCAGGUAUUGCGGAUCCACUUGUUGGAGUUGGAGAAGGUCAAUGAGCUCUGUAAGGACUUCUGCAAUCGCUACAUCACUUGCCUCAAGACAAAGAUGCACAGCGACAACCUCCUUCGUAAUGACCUCGGAGGACCAUAUUCUCCCACACAGACCAAUCUCAGCAUGCAGCAGGAACUAAUUCAGACCUCCUCUCCAUCCAUGACCUCUGUCUCCAGCUCUGUUAACCCUUCAGGGAUUGUGGUGCCUGCUGGGGGUCUCCAACAGGGCAGUGUUGCCAUGACUACAAUCAAUUCUCAAGUGGUAUCCGGUGGGACACUGUACCAGCCAGUUGCCAUGGUGACAUCGCAAGGGCAAGUAUUAACGCAGGCGCUGCCGCCGGGAACUAUCCAGAUCCAGAACUCCCAGAAGGUGAAUGUGGACCUGUCGUCCCUGUUGGACAGUGAAGAUAAGAAGUCCAAGAAUAAGAGGGGCGUCCUGCCCAAACACGCCACCAACAUCAUGCGCUCGUGGCUGUUUCAGCAUCUCAUGCACCCGUACCCAACGGAAGAUGAGAAAAGACAGAUUGCAGCACAAACAAGUCUAACUCUGUUACAAGUGAAUAACUGGUUCAUCAACGCUCGUCGGCGUAUCCUCCAACCUAUGCUGGAUGCCAGUAACCCAGAUCCAGCUCCUAAAGCCAAGAAGAUGAAGUCCCAGCACCGUCCCACACAGCGCUUCUGGCCGGACUCCAUUGUGGCUGGAGUUCUGCAGACACACAGAUCUCAAUCAGCAAACAACUCAGACAACCCGCUGAGCAUGGACGGCCUCCAGUCGCUGUCAUCAGACUCGGCCACCCUCGCCAUGCAACAAGCCAUGCUGGGAGCUGACGACUCCAUGGACGGCACGGAGGAGGAGGAGGACGACGAAGAUGAGGACGAGGAGGAAGAAGAGGAAGAAGCCAUGGAGGAGGAAGAAGAUGAGGAAGAUGGAGAAGAGGAAAACGACAGGGGGAGGCAGAUGGUCAGCAGAGGAGGAGGAGGAGGAGGAGGAGGAGGAGGGGGAGGAAUCAGAGAUCUGAGUAUGGAGCACAGGGAAGAACUAGAGUAACGAAAGAGGCAGAAAAGGACCGCAUGACCUUUGACCUCAGUUGUGCCCGUAAAUGACACGUGUCAUCCUGAACUGAAGGGCAGCUCUUAGACUCUUCAGAGCUUUUAAUGGCAGAUUAAGUUGUUCUCCAGUCUGCAGAGCUGCCUGAAGUCCAAUCACACCAUGACAUCACUCAACAAAAAUAUAAACGC